Messenger RNA from Prorocentrum cordatum, 672 nucleotides. Lineage: Eukaryota; Dinophyceae; Prorocentrales; Prorocentraceae. The record is from the annotation of a GenBank genome assembly.
AUGCACCUUGCGGGGUGCAAGGCCGCGCACUUUAAGGCUCACACGCUUCCUCGGCUGGAGGUCAGUCAGGGAUGGGAGUCGCCUCUGCGAAAGUCGAUGGGCGACUUCGGCUCAUCUUACAACCCAAUCCAGAACUGCGAUGGCACUUUGGGGUGCUACGUGGAACAGCAGCGUGAAGCUCAGAGGGUGUUCUUCAGCGCCUUGGCGCUGAAGGUCCUGGAGGAGGUGCCCGACAGCGAGGACGAAGCCAAUAUGGCCCACCCGUGGACCCCGCGGAGCCCUUCGAGGGCCCCGACCCCGCGCAGUCCGACGAGGAGGCGCAGGCCGCGGGCCCAGAGCGCCCGCCAGGCGCGCGGGGCGCCGGGCUGGAGGCGCAGGCGGAAGCAGAGGCGGCGCCACCGGCAGCGUGCAGCGCAGACGGGACGGAGGAGCCCGCGGCGCCAGACCUGCAGGAGGCCGCGGCCGGCGGGGCCCGGAGCCCCGCGGCGGCGCCCGCGGCGCCGGCGGAGGCGGCGGCCGAGGAGGCCCCGCCGGCGGCGCCCGCCUCGCCCGAGGAGGAGGCCGCGGAGGAGAGUCCGCCCGUGGCGCCCGUCUCGCCGGAGGAGGAGGCCGCGGACAGCCUGCCGGCGGCGCCCGCCUCGCCAGAGGGGGUCCCUGAGGACCCGCCGCUGA